This is a messenger RNA of Erinaceus europaeus (western European hedgehog), 989 nucleotides long. It is a transcript of the gene MIF4GD, whose product is annotated as MIF4G domain containing. NCBI's taxonomy places the organism in Eukaryota, Metazoa, Chordata, Mammalia, Eulipotyphla, Erinaceidae. Bases 182 to 856 code for a protein of 224 amino acids. Gene Ontology annotation, cellular component: cytosol. The record is from RefSeq and is a predicted model, not a curated record. Gene Ontology annotation, molecular function: protein binding; translation activator activity; RNA binding. The transcript has 6 exons. Gene Ontology annotation, biological process: regulation of translational initiation.
AUCCAGUUUAAGCAGAGCUCUUGGGUGGGGCAGAUGGGUUUGCAACCUCUGCGACCCGACCCGAGGGUUUCAGGCAGGCCUACGAGCUGGUUUGGAUCAGAUCCUGGCUGGGGACCACCAGCUCCCGGCGAAUCAGGUGUUGUCUUUAGGUCCACCCCAGUAAAGAGGCUGCUGGGGCUGGAUGGUCAUGGGGGAGCCUGGGAGAGAGGAGUAUAAGAUCCAGUCUUUUGAUGCAGAGACUCAGCAGCUGCUGAAGACAGCACUCAAAGAUCCCAGUGGCGUGGACUUGGAGAAAGUGGCCAAUGUGAUUGUGGACCAUUCUCUGCAGGACUGUGUGUUCAGCAAGGAAGCAGGACGCAUGUGCUAUGCCAUCAUUCAGGUGGAAAACAAGCAGUCAGGUCAGAGUGUCUUCCGGCGUGGACUUCUUAACCGCUUGCAGCAGGAGUACCAGACUCGGGAGCAGCUUCGAGCGCGAUCCUUGCAGGGUUGGGUCUGCUAUGUCACCUUUAUCUGCAACAUCUUCGACUACUUGAGGGUGAACAACAUGCCCAUGAUGGUCCUGGUGAACCCUGUCUAUGACUGUCUCUUCCAGCUGGCCCAGCCCACCAGCCUGAGCAGGGAAGAAGAGGUGGACUGCCUGGUGCUGCAGCUGCACCGGGUGGGGGAGCAGCUGGAGAAGAUGAAUGGGCAGCGCAUGGAUGAGCUCUUUGUCCUGAUCCGGGAUGGCUUCCUGCUCUCCACUGGCCUCAGCUCCCUGGCGCAGCUGUUGCUGCUGGAAAUUAUUGAGUUCCGGGCAGCCGGCUGGAAGACAACUCCAGCCGCCCACAAAUACUACUACAGCGAGGUCUCUUACUAAGCCUCCAACUUGGGACCUUUCUUCUGCCCACUGGCAAUUCUGACAGUGGAGUCAGCCUCCUCCCCACUCCCCAAGCCCUUUCCCCUUCCGGACUUUCAACAGCUUCUGAGACAUUUCCCACUCAUGCUGCAGU